UUAAUCUUUUUAUUAUAUCAUUAUUUUCGUUGUGUUUUGACUGUGUUGAAUAAUGGCGCGAUAGUUUGAAUGUAAUGUACUUUUGUCUGCUAAAUGUUGAUAACCAAUCAGAGCAAUAAGCACAGUAUACUUCUAACCGCCUUUUGUUUUCACAUAAUGUGGUUAUACUGUGCUUUCCGAGAUCGCUAAAAUGUCGAUUUCUUUGAAAGUUAUUACGCCUUUUAAGUCAUUUUUAGAAGCAAAAUAGCAUUUGAUAUCGUGCAAUUUUUUACAACUAAUAUUCGUAAUGGAUUUGUUAUAAACCAACACAAUUUUUGAUUAUGGAUGAAGGUGACGUGAUAUUAGAUAUUACAAAUACUAGGAAGGUUGUUUGGUUCAUUCAAUCUGAAAUGAAUAAUGCACAAUUUAUCAUGGUAAUUUUAAAAGAUCAACUAUCUUUUUCUGCAGACAGCACUAGGAGUUACCAUUCAAGCAAUAUUUUGUGAUGGAAAUGGACGGUUCGAAAUGCAGAAGAUAAACUUGAAUCCGCAAGACAAAGAGAGCUUAAUCAAAGCGGAUCGAUCAUGAUGAGCAGCAAAUAGAGCAAUUGAAAUCAUCUCGAAAUGUUAAGAUGGCGGUUGGUCAGAAAGAAGGUGAAAUCGGUAAAGCCAGACGUGAAGUAGGAGCAAUCGCGAAGGAUAUUCAGACAGUUCAGAAACAGAUUAAAACGAAAAUUGAAAAAAAAAAUUGAACGGCAUAGUAUUCUGAUGCAAUGCAAGCUUUCCAUCUGCCUCCAUUUUUCGUCAUGGAAAUCAGUGCAGUCCUUGAUAAUACUAAAAGCGAGUUAUACAGUUGUGAGAAAACGACUUUACUGCAGACGAUUGUUAUAUAAUUGAAAGAAAAAUUUUAUUUGCACGUAGAUGCACCUAUUGGAAUUUGUCCAGAUUGCUUAUGUAAUAUUACUUUUCAUCGGAGAUCAUAACAAGGAGAAAAGUUUUAAAAGGGAAAUAGGAGAGAGAGGCAGCAGUCGGUAUGCAAUAGAUGGCAAGAUUGUAGACUAUAAUUAUUACAUGAGUGAAUUGAAUGUACUUAAUUUAAACAUUAAAGCAAACAAUUUUUUGAUGCCGCAAGGGUAUAUUCAUAAUUUUGCAAAUAUUUUGCCAAGAGAAUUGACUGCAUUGUUAGAAAAAUUUAGUGGUUCCAACAUCUACAAAGCUGAUUAUGAGAGAUUACAAUUAGAGCUCUCAAAAGUAACAAAAGAGAUACAGUUUAUGUAUCAAAAAAAGAAAUACUUAUUAAGUCAAAAAAAAUCUGCUGUGGCAGAACAGAAAGAAGAAGAAAAAUAUUUACAAUUGCAAAAACAAUACAUGAAAGAAAAAUCGAAGUCUGAAAUAAUUAAGUUAAUUUUCAUUACAAAAAUUAUUGCAUCUUAAAAAAAGAAAAGGAAUGUGUUAAAUUAGAAAUGGAUAAACACUUGCAGAGUAAGGAAACUUCAGUGUCAUCAUUAAAACGAAUUGAAUUACAAGUUAAUUCAUUAUCUGAUUCUUUGAAAAAAUUGGAAGAGGAUAUUUUGCAACUCGAAAAGAAUUUUCAAGAAAAGACUUUUCAAAAUGUUAUUUUAAAAGAUAAUAUUUUAUAUUUUCAAGAAAAACGUACUUCUGCUUACACAUCAUUGGAAAGUGUAAAUAAUAUGAAUAACGCACGUGAAAAAACUAUACAAGAACUUAGAGAUGAAUUAGAAUCUCUAAAUAAGAAGUUAACAGAGUUUGAAAUAAUUCUGGAAAGCAUUGCAUUAGACCACGAGCAGGUCAAUCGUUACAUGAUUUUGACGACGAAAGUGGAGUGUCUAUUAAAAGAGUCUUUAGAUCAUAUAAAUAAUAAGAUGCAUGACAGGCAGACGGAUCAAUAUAAACUUGAUAAUGAGAACAGGCGUAGAGAAGAGAUUAUAAUUGAACAAAAAAGAGAGAAAUUAGAAAAAGAAAAUUUUCAAAUACGAUUUGGAAAAUUACAAACUUUAAGUGAUCUUUUUAAAUCAAGUUUAGAAAAAAAAAUAGCAGAAAAGCAAAUAUUGCAAAAGAGAAUCUCUGACAUAGAGGCAAAAAAUACUAAUAUUAUAAAGAUUUCAAAUAAACUGGCUCUGAUUGAGAUAGACAAUGAUAUUAUUUUACAAUUAGAGAAGAAAGUUGCAGUAAUCAAAAAUUUAAAAGAAGUUUUUCCAGGCGUGUACGAUCGCUUAUCGAAUCUUUUCAAGCCUAUUCAUUCUCGUUAUAAUGUCGCUGUAACCAAAGCAUUCGGCAUAUAUAUGGAUUCUAUUGUCGUUGAUACUCAAGAUACGGCAAGAAAAUGUAUUUAUUUUUUAAAGCAAUACAAACUUGGGAGGGAAAAAUUUUUACCACUGGAUACGAUAAAGUCGAAAUUUCCAAAUGAAAAAUUACGUACUGAACUGGAAGAUACAAACAUUAAAUUAUUGUUCGAUGUAUUAAAAAUAUCAUCUACGCAGAUAAAUAAGGCAGUUUUACAUGUUAUUGCAGACAUUUUAGUUUGCGAGACUGCUACAGAAGCAAGCAAAAAAGCAUUUGAAAGUGAUUGUGUUUCAUUAGAUGGAUGUUUUUUUCAUAAAAGUGGUAUUAUAUCUGGAGGAUUGACUGAUCUUGCUAAAAAAGCAAAACUUUCAACUAUAUCUGUACUGAAAGAACAAAAGGAACAAUUAAAGCAAGAAUUAAAAGAUUUGCCUAAUAUAACUCGUAUGCAAUUUGAUCUUGAUACAAUUAAUAAGGACAUAAAUCAACUUAUUGCUAGAAAUGAAGUCAUUGAGGAAGAUAUAAAAGAAACUAAAGAAAAAAUUUUGACACAAGAUAUAAAAUUAAACGAUCUUGAUAAGAAGUUAAGUUCACAAGAUAUAAUAAUAUCAGGAAUUCGAAAUAAUAUACAGGAAAAAAAUAAAGAAAUUAAAAUUAGAGAGAGAGAUAAUAAUAAAAUUAAAAGCAAAAUGUUUGAUGAUUUUUGUAAAGAGAAUAAUUUACCGGAUAUUACAUAUUAUGAGAAUAAUUUAUGCUUAUAUAAAAAGCAAGAGAAUAAAAAAUUGGAACUUUUAAAUUUAAAGGCUAACAUUGAAAAUCAAUUGAAAUUCGAAGACGAAUUUAAUAGAGACUCUGAAUUUAAAGAUAAAGUUUUGAAGUACACGUGCGUUCUAAAGCAAGCUGAAAAAGAAUAUAAUAAGGCGUGCGAACAAGAACGAGAUAUGAAAAUUGCUCUCGAUCAAGAAGAAAUAAAAAUUUCGCACCUAAAAGUAAAGCACACUGAAUUAAAAAAGGCUUUACAAAAGGCCAAAGAUGAAUGUAUUCAAUAUAAAGCACAAAUUAAUAUAAUAACUGAAACAUAUUUAGAAAAGAAAAAAAUUUACUUGAAGAUAGAGCAAAGCAUAGCCAACAAAAAAAAUGAUUGUUUAACAAUAAUAAAGGAGUGCAAGGUGGAAAAUAUUAAUAUUCCUAUAUUGUCGGACUCGCAAGAUGAUUUGAGCACGCCUAGUUCUUAUUUAAGCACAGAGUCAACUUUGCACGAAAAACAAAUAAAUAUUGAUUUUUCAAAAAUUUCGAAAGAUUUUCGAAAUUAUAAUCAGAUUGAUUUAGAUCAUUUAGAAAAAAUUAUUCAAAACUGUGAAAGAAAUGUUACAGAACUGCAGAAAAAAUUGCAGACUUUGAAAAAACCGAAUUUAAAGGCUCACGAGAAAGUUGACUUAAUAGUACAGCAGUUGAAAGAUAUAGCAGAGAAAAAUAAAAAUUUAAGCACAGCAUUUAAAAAUAUAGAGACACAAUUUAAACUGAUUAAAGGAAAAAGACAUGAACAGUUUUCUGGUUGUUUAGAAUGCAUUAAUGCAGAAAUAGAUUCUAUAUACAAAAAUUUGGUUAAUGAUCCGUCGGCUCAAGCAUUAGUUAUAACGGAAAAUCCUGAAGAACCAUACAUGGGUGGUAUAAUUUACAGUUGCUUACCUCCAUCGAAACGAUUUGCACAAAUACAAUAUUUAUCAGAUGGAGAGAAAUCGCUUGCGACCUUGGCACUAUUGUUCGCAAUGUUGCGUUACAAAUCACCACCAUUUUUCAUUAUGGAUGAAGGUGACGCAGCGUUAGACCGCGUAAAUGUUGAGAAACUUGUUUGUUUCGUUGGAACUGAAAAGAAUAAGAUACCAUUCAUCAUGGUAACUUUAAAUGAUAACAUUUCUUCUUCGGCUGACGUAGCUAUAGGAGUUACAACAAAUCCUAAUACGGAAUGUUCCCAGAGCAGGGUAUUUGCUGUGCCGUUACAAUAAAUACAAGAAAAUUUUUAUCAUAAAUAUAUAUCGGAGACCUAA
Nylanderia fulva is the source of this 4327-nucleotide messenger RNA. RefSeq names its product structural maintenance of chromosomes protein 1A-like. NCBI's taxonomy places the organism in Eukaryota, Metazoa, Arthropoda, Insecta, Hymenoptera, Formicidae. Gene Ontology annotation, biological process: sister chromatid cohesion. Gene Ontology annotation, molecular function: DNA binding; ATP hydrolysis activity; ATP binding. Gene Ontology annotation, cellular component: nucleus; chromosome; cohesin complex. The record is from RefSeq and is a predicted model, not a curated record.